Messenger RNA from Leptinotarsa decemlineata (Colorado potato beetle), 1029 nucleotides. RefSeq names its product pseudouridine-5'-phosphate glycosidase. Gene Ontology annotation, molecular function: hydrolase activity, acting on glycosyl bonds; pseudouridylate synthase activity; kinase activity. NCBI's taxonomy places the organism in Eukaryota, Metazoa, Arthropoda, Insecta, Coleoptera, Chrysomelidae. The record is from RefSeq and is a predicted model, not a curated record. Gene Ontology annotation, cellular component: cytoplasm.
GUGGUGGUUGAAUUGAGUUGUAGUUAGAUGGAAGGAUUUUAAACGCAAACUUCACCUACACUGCGGGAGGAGUUGGCAGAAACAUUUGCGAAUCUCUGUGCAAGCUGGGAUUCCCUCCAAAUUUUUUGUCAGUCGUAGGAGCAGAUGAAAGAGGUAAAAUGAUCAUGUCCGUCAUUCCACCGCAGAGCCGGCAUUUUGUUCGAGUCGACGACAGUUGCAACACCGCAGAAUGCAUCGUAGUGUUUGACGAUAGAGGGAGCUGCAGGUUGCUAAUGGGAGACAUGAAAAUUCACAAUAAAAUCACGCCAGAGGUGAUUCUGGAAAACGAAAGUAUAAUCAAGACCGCUCCCUUGAUAAUACUAGAUUCCAAUUUAUCGGAAGAAGCUAUUGAAGAGUGUUUGAAGUUGGCCGUGAAGCACAACAUACCAGUACUUUUCGAACCAACAGAUGUCGAGCCAUCCACAAAACCAUUUAAGACGCCUUACUGGAAAGCGAUAAAAUUCAUUACUCCAAAUUUAAGUGAACUCGAACAUAUUGCCCGAUUCUUUGACUUUGUACCCCAAAAAUCCUCUUCUGAUAUCGCUAAAGCAGAAGAAUUGAGUCGAAAAUUAUUGAGUCAUGGAAUCGACAACGUUAUUGUAACUCUUGGCUCCAAAGGAGUUUUGGUAGCUCGAAAAGGACUAGCAACCGAAAAGUUUUUUACAAACAAUUAUGAUGAGGAGCAUGUUCGAUUUUAUCCAACUGAAGCUAUCAAUAGUCUUGUCAAUGUGAGCGGAGCAGGAGACUGUUUUGCCAGCGGAUUCAUAGCUGCGUUGAUUGCGAAUAUGCCUGAAGAGGUUUGUGUGUCAGUGGGAUUCGCUGCUGCUAAAUUAGCUUUGAAAUGUCAAGCUGCAGUCCCGAUGGAAAUUUUUGAUAGAAGUCAUCGGUCAUGGGAAAGAUCUGCCUCUUAUCAGAAUAUUCUUUAGGUAGUGAAAUUUAUAAUACAUUUGUAUUAUUAUGUAUCAUUAGGAAACUAUAUUUUUUCCAAAA